Messenger RNA from Paramecium sonneborni, 1518 nucleotides. The record is from the annotation of a GenBank genome assembly. Lineage: Eukaryota; Ciliophora; Oligohymenophorea; Peniculida; Parameciidae.
AAAUUAUUUAAAUGAGUUCAAAUGAUAAAUAUGAUAGAUAAGUAAGAAUAUGGGGACGUCAUGGAUAAGAGAAGCUAUAAAAUUCAAGAGUAUUAUUAUUAGGGUAAUAAAUAACAUAUAAAAUUAAAGUUGUGAUCCUGUCGGAGUGGAAACCCUAAAGAAUUUAGUAUUACCUGGAAUUGGAUAUGUAGUAAUAAUAGACAAUAAGUUGGUAACAGAUUAGGAUGUAGAAAAUAAUUUCUUUAUUCCUUAUGAUACAAUUGGAUAGAGUAGAGCAAAAGUGGUACUAGAAAAUUUAUUAGAAAUGAAUAUUGAUGUCAAGGGAGAGUGGCAUUAAAUAGAUAAUUUUAAUAUAGAUGGUUAACAAUUUGAUUUAAUUAUUGCAAAUGAAAAAUAAUGCUUAGAAACUAAAUUCAAUUUAAUUGAACUCUAAACAUAUGGAUUUUUAGGGAGAGUUAGAUUGUACUCUCCCAGUUGCUAAAUAAUUGAAACUAAACCAAUGAAUCCAAAGUAUGAUUUAAGAAUUUUUAAUCCAUUUUAAGAGUUGAAAGAAUACUUUGAUUCAAUAGAAAUAGAAGGUGAUGUUGAUUAUGUAGCUCAUAUACCUUAUAUUGUAAUAUUAUAUAAGGCUUUAUAAAAAUAUCAUAAAGAAAAAGGGAAAUAUCCAUCAACAUUUUAAGAGAAACAUAAAGAUUUUAUGUAAGUUAUUAAGAGUCUAUGUGGUUAACUUGAAUUUUAAUAUUAAGGAAAUUUUUAUGAGGCAAUAGAAAACAUAGAUUAAGCAUUUGAUAAUGAUAAUUGGAAGAAUUGUCUUGAAUAGAUAGAAAUAGAGUAAAAUGAUGGCGAAGGGUAUAAAUAUAAAUUUAGUACAUUAAUAUCAGCUCUUAGAUAAUUUGUAUUAAUUCAUGGAGCUCCUCCUUUAGGUAAAGCAUUUCCAGAUAUGAAAUGUUUUACUUAGACAUAUGUACAUUUAAAAAAUAAUAUAUAUGGAAUUAAAGUGGAGAAAGAUUUUUAAAUAUUUAAAGAUCUUUGUCAAAAUAAAGUAGAUGAUGAAACAAUAAGAUUAUUUAUUGAGAAUAUCUAAGAAUUAAAAACAAUAAAUUUUCGUAGUAUUUAAUAAGAAUUAGAUUAACCUAAUUAAGUAGAUGAUUAUGAAAAUGAUUGUUACAUCUGGUAUAUACUAUUGAGAUCAGUAAAUGAGUAUUAUCGAAUAAAUACAAAAUGGCCAAGUUAAAAUUAAGAUGAUAUUUAAUAAUUAAAGGAAAUAGUAGAAAUAUAAUGUAAAUUGGUUGGAGUAGAUAAUGUUCCUUAAUCAUAUAUUUAAGAGAUCUGUAGAUAUGAAGGAUCUAAAUUACAUAUGAUUGCAUCAGUAUUAGGAGGAAUGGCAUCUCAAGAAGCUGUAAAAUUAAUUACCAAUCAAUUUGUUCCUAUUAAUAAUACAUUAAUAUAUGAUGGUUUAAAAAGUGAAGCAUCCAUAUUUGAAUUCUGAUUUAUCAAAAAAAUAACACAUAUUUAAUU